Mesorhabditis spiculigera is the source of this 747-nucleotide messenger RNA. Lineage: Eukaryota; Metazoa; Nematoda; Chromadorea; Rhabditida; Rhabditidae. The record is from the annotation of a GenBank genome assembly.
AUGAAGAUAGCUUUUUUGCUUGCUGCCUGGGGAAUCUUCUUCAUUCUCGCCAACAAGGUUGCUUCCAUUGAAGUGACCCACAAUGAAUACGAUCCAUACGCGAUUCUGGGGCUCGAUACGGUGGCAAAGGCCUAUCAAGCUCUGACGGACGAUGAAGCUCGGCAGAAUUGGGAAAAAUAUGGAAACCCCGAUGGACCUACAGCAACUACGUUUGGAAUUGCGCUUCCCAAAUGGCUCGUUUCGAAGGAAUAUGGAGACGAUGAAUCUCAGUCUUCGGGAUCCGAGGAACCGGCCCAGUCUGGUGGGGACCAAGACGACAGCGACGUCGACGAAGAUUGGGCAAAGCCGCCGAAGAAUAUCUUUGAAUCAAAAUCAAAAGAAACACAUCCGGUUCACGCGCCAUUCUACCCAGGAGAGAAAUUUGAGUGGUGGUGGCUGUCAUUGACACUCAAGGACCACAAGCAGCACCGGCGGUUAGUCGCACCGGUGACGCCGUGCAAGACGUUGGUGGACAGCCAGACGAUCGAGAUGAGGUUUAACGCCCCUGAUGAAAAGGGAAUAUACACGUUCACUCUUGGCGUGCAUUCUGAUUCGUACAUGGAUGCAGACUACAGUCGUGACUUGAAAUUGGAUGUCAAGGAAACCAAGAUAGUCGCCGCGCCCAAAUACGAAUCUACCGACGAUGAAGAGGAGGAGAAGGCCGACGCUUCAUCCGAGGAAGAAUAUACCGAAGAAAGCGAUGAUGAG